This is a messenger RNA of Platichthys flesus (European flounder), 933 nucleotides long. Its product is annotated as probable polypeptide N-acetylgalactosaminyltransferase 8. Lineage: Eukaryota; Metazoa; Chordata; Actinopteri; Pleuronectiformes; Pleuronectidae. Gene Ontology annotation, cellular component: Golgi apparatus. The record is from RefSeq and is a predicted model, not a curated record. The coding region runs from base 1 to 933 and encodes 310 amino acids. The transcript has a single exon.
AUGAGUUUAGCCUGGAUCAACCGACCUGUCUUUGUGCUGGCGGGGAUCGCACUCGUUUUCAACAUGGGCAUGUUUCUGAAACAGCGGACUGGGCCCGAGCGGGCUGCGAACCAGCGGACCAAUAGUCUGUCUGAGCUGGAGGCGCGACUGGGUAACGUGUACAAAAUGCUGGAAGAUUUGGGACUAAAGCAGGAGGCCAUGCAUAAAAUGCUUGAAAACAGAGGCAGAUCCAGAAAAGCUGUGGAGGCCAAACGGCAGCUGCAACACCAGAAGCAGCCUGAGCAGAGUGAGCAUCCUGAGCAGAAGGAUCAUCCAGAGCAGAAGGAGCAUCCAGUGCAGCCAGAGCAGCCUGAGCAAAAGAUCCCAAAUGCCUCCAGAGCGGUGAAGUCCCCCCAACUGUUUCCUGACUCUCCCCUGUUCAAGCAGUGGGGGCAGAAUCUGUCUGAGGUCGAGCAGCGAGAGGCCGAGGCUCUGUUUCAGAAGUACGGAUACAACGCUUUCCUCAGCGAUCGCCCUCCUCUGGACCGAGUUCUUUCAGAUACUCUGGAUCCGAGGUGUCUGACAAAGACUUAUGCCAAAGACCUGCCGAGUCUGGGAGUGGUGCUGAUCUACCUGAAUGAAGCUCGGUCUGUGAUCAAGCGGGCGCUGCGCAGCAUCAUCGACCUCACCCCCAAGAGCAUCCUGAAGGAGAUGAUACUGGUGGACGACGGCAGCUCUCAUGAGGACCUGAAGGGCGACCUUGACGCGUACGUGGAGUCACUGAAGAGAGGGAACCCAACUCUAAACGUCACUCGAGUGAGGCACCGCAAGCAGCGAGGGCUCGCCUCCGCCAGAGUGGCUGGGUGGAGAGCUGCCACUGCUGAGGUGGUGGCCAUCCCAGACGAGCACCCAAAUCAUGUUACGCCCCUGGUCCAGGGGAAAACAGAGACAUAA